AUGGUCAAACGCAAAGUCGGUGCCCUUGAGAAGGUCGACGCGGAUCUACCCAACCUACAGAACAAAAUCAAACGGGAUCCGAAAUCCUACCACACCGAUUUUCUCUAUCAGUACAUCCAAUAUGACAAUCAACGGCAGAUUUUCAUGCAGGCCCCGACCUCUACUUCUGAUAAUGGAGUGCUAUCGUUUCGAGAUCUGAUCGAGUUCAUUGCGCAUGUGUCAGACUGCUAUAAAGAGGAAACAAAAGAUUUCCCACGGGAAUUGAUCGAGAUCCUGUCAGCGCACCAUGCGACACUGGAGCCGGAAUUGCGGGAGAAGAUUGUCGGCAGCCUGGUUCUGUUGAGGAAAAAGGAGAUCAUAGACUCCUCUAGGCUGCUGGAAUGCUUCUUCCCAAUCCUGACCCGCACACCUAGCAAGUCACUCCGUGCGUUGCUUUUCCAGAAAAUCCUCAGCGACCUGCGGUCUUCCAAUUCCAAGACAAUAAACCAUAAACUCAAUCGCAGUGUCCAGACUACGCUACAUAACCUGGUCACUGAAGAUCGCACCUCGCCCAAGGCAUUAUGGGCAGUGAAGAUUACGAGAGAAAUGUGGAAGCGACAGAUCUGGACCGAUUCCAAAGCGGUGGAAAUAAUGAAGGAAGCGGCCCUUGCCGAUAACGAGAAGUGUGUUGCUGGCGGGGUGAGAUUCUUCCUGGGUGGUGACAAAGAACGAGAAGAACUGGAGGAUGAAAGUUCAGACGAAGAGACAAUCGACAUGGGGAAGUUGAAGCACACGGUCGGAAUCAACAAGAAGAGCAGAAAGUCGGAACAGAAACUUGAAAAAGCUGCAGCCAGUGUUCGCCGAAAGGAGAAGAAAAAGAGUCAGCCACAUCCAUUGAACUUUUCCGCCCUACAUUUGUUACACGACCCUCAAGGCUUUGCAGAAAACCUAUUCUCGAAACAUCUACAGAACACCAAGUCCAAAUUGAACCUGGAACAGAAGUUGCUCGUACUACAGCUUGUGUCGAGGUUGAUUGGUCUCCAUAAGCUGACGGUCAUCAGCUUCUACUCCUACUUCCUGAAAUAUCUCACUCCACGACAACCCUCGGUGACCUCGUUUCUUGCAUCACUGGCACAGUCCACACAUAAUUUGGUCCCGCCGGAUAUUCUGGAGCCUUUGGUGCAGAAAAUUGCGAAUGAAUUUGUCUCGGAAGCGGCAGCUGGGGAAGUGGCCGCGGCGGGCCUCAACGCCAUUCGAGAAAUCUGUGUCCGGCAGCCACUCGCAAUGAAUGACACACUGCUUCAAGAUUUGGUUAUGUAUAGGAAAAGCAAGGACAAAGGUGUCAUGAUGGCUGCGAAAGGUCUGCUGGGUCUUUAUCGGCAGGUCGGAGCUGAAAUGCUCAAGAAACGCGAUCGUGGUAGAGAUGCCACUCUUGGUCUACGGUCUGGUGAGCAACAGCAAGCAAGAUUUGGAGAAGAAGCAGUCGGUGAGAUCGAGGGUCUCGAUCUUCUAGAGAAGUGGAAAAACGAGGAGAAGCAACGAAAACGGCUCGAAAAGGGUUUUCCCGCUGAUGCAUCUGAGGACGAUGACGAUGACGACGAAGAAGACUGGAAUGCAUGGGAUGUUCAGGAAGAAGAUAGCGACGAUUCUGGAGGCUGGAUUAAUGUUGAAAGUGAUGAGGAUAUCAACAUCAGUGACAGUGAAGAUGAGAAACCAUCAGCGAAAAAGGUUCGAAUUGAAGGUCCAAUUUCUGCGAGUGAUGAUAAAGAGAAUGAUGCUGGAGAAGAAGCAAAGGACGCGAAACCGAGCCUCGCGUCGACUCGCAUAUUGACGCCGGCCGAUCUCGCGAAGCUGCACGAACUACGCACUGCGGCCUCGGUAUCUUCACUGAUGAAGAAUCAUAAAUCGCACCAUGCGUCUCAAACACAACAAACGAAUUCGCAACGCCACAUGGAUGAUCCGCUGACAGCUGCGGAGAUUGAGGGUCUGGCCUCUCUGUCAAAGGGGAAGGCUACCCGUGCGCAAAAGCUAGAACUCCUUGCAGACCACCGAGCAGACCGGGAGGAGCACAAAUCCAAGGCGGCAAGGAAGAAGGAGCGCAAAGAGACGGAAGGCAAGAGCACGACGAACAAGGAGAAGGCACGUAAGAAGAACUUCCUGAUGACAUUGGGCAAAGCCAAAUCGAAGGGCAAGAGGAGUCUGGUUGAACACAAGAAGAUAUUGCGUGCUCAUGCAGAGAGGGGGAAGAAGGGAGGGAAGAGAGGCAACUACUGA
Molecule: messenger RNA, 2253 nt
Organism: Exophiala aquamarina CBS 119918
Lineage: Eukaryota; Fungi; Ascomycota; Eurotiomycetes; Chaetothyriales; Herpotrichiellaceae
Exons: 1
Coding region: 1-2253 (750 amino acids)
Biological process (GO): ribosomal large subunit export from nucleus; ribosomal large subunit biogenesis
Cellular component (GO): nucleolus
Source: RefSeq, a predicted model, not a curated record